This is a messenger RNA of Hibiscus syriacus, 1025 nucleotides long. RefSeq names its product mitochondrial arginine transporter BAC2-like. Gene Ontology annotation, biological process: transmembrane transport. Bases 80 to 1006 code for a protein of 308 amino acids. NCBI's taxonomy places the organism in Eukaryota, Viridiplantae, Streptophyta, Magnoliopsida, Malvales, Malvaceae. Gene Ontology annotation, molecular function: transmembrane transporter activity. The transcript has 4 exons. The record is from RefSeq and is a predicted model, not a curated record.
AAUUGUGGGUUUUUUAUGUAGUUUUAAACAAGGAUUCGUAUUUCUAUUAUUUUGGGUGAUUGAAUUUUGGUGCGAUAUAAUGGAUUUCUGGCCAGAGUUUCUUGCAAAUAGCUGGGGAAAAGAAUUUGUUGCCGGAGGUUUCGGUGGCAUGGCCGGCAUCGUCUCCGGUUAUCCGCUCGACACCCUUAGAAUCCGGCAACAAAGCACGGAUUCGGGCUCGGCCUUUAGCAUCCUACGUCGGGUUGUUGCCAGGGAAGGACCUGGUGCACUCUAUAGAGGCAUGGCUGCACCAUUGGCGUCGGUCACCUUUCAGAAUGCUAUGGUUUUCCAGAUAUAUGCCAUUCUUUCACGAGCAUUCGACUCGUCUGCUUCCGCCACCGAUCCACCUUCCUACAAAGGUGUUGCACUAGGAGGAGUCGGAACUGGGGCCUUACAGAGCAUCAUGCUUGCUCCGGUGGAACUAGUAAAAAUCCGCCUGCAAUUGCAGAACACAAGUUUUCCAGGUUCUCAAUCAGCUGGUGCUCAUAAAGGGCCAAUUAGUGUUGCUAAAACCAUACUAAAAACAGAAGGCCUGAGGGGACUAUACAGGGGUUUUACCAUCACUGCCCUUCGAGAUGCACCGUCUCAUGGCUUCUACUUCUGGACGUACGAGUAUAUGCGAGAACAGCUUCAUCCGGGGUGCAGAAAGAGAGGCCAAGAAACCCUCAGAACAAUGCUGACAGCAGGAGGUUUAGCAGGGGUUGCUAGCUGGGUUUGCUGCUAUCCCUUGGAUGUUGUAAAGACUAGGCUGCAGGCUCAGUCACUGGCCUCUCCACAGAAGUACAACGGCAUCAUUGAUUGUCUCCAAAAAAGUGUAAAUCAGGAAGGAUAUAGCAUUCUGUGGAGAGGAUUAGGGACUGCCGUUGCUCGAGCUUUUGUAGUCAAUGGGGCUAUAUUUUCUGCUUAUGAGAUUGCAUUGAGGUGCUUAUUCAACAAUGGAAACAUUCAGACUGAUAACACAAUCUAGAAUAAACUUGGUUUUACUA